AGAAAAGCAAUGGAGAAAAACAAACACAACAUUGUUGAAAAACUUCAAAAGGAGACGACUUUGAGGUCUACUAUUGUGAAAGUUGCUGUUGAAGUGGGAUUAUACGUCAUUCUGGGGACCUUUGAUGUUCUACUGGCCUACAAUAAGAUAAACUUUUUUCGGCCUUUUCGACGAGGCUUCUUUUGCAGCGACCAAAGUCUGAUGUUUCCAUAUAAGGAAUUAUCCGUAAAAGAAAGUCACGUGAUACUAAUUGCGCUUUUGCCCUCAACUUUAAUUAUCUUUGCAACCGAGAUUUUUAGAAAUGGUCGAAGAUUGAAGAAAUAUUGUUACCUUCAGUUGUAUUAUAGGAUAAUUGGCUCCAUGUUGUUUGGAUUUUCUUUGUGCAUUCUCUUUGUCGAAUUGACUAAAUCUAGUGUGGGGAGUCUUCGUCCAUAUUUCUUUGCUGUAUGUCGACCAAACAUGACCCUGACAAACUGCACAGAUGUUUACAUCACUGAUUACGUUUGUAGAGGAACAGAUAGCGCUCUCAUCUUUGAUGCAAGAAAAUCUUUUCCCUCUGGCCAUGCUGCCAGUGUCUGGUAUGCAGCGACUUUCCUUGUGAUCUACAUACAUUUACGCAUUUAUCGUCGAUGGAAGAGAUCACGUGCAUUCUGUCCAAUAAUACAGACGUUGGUGGCGGCUUCUGCUUUGUAUGUUGGUGUGAGCCGUAUCCAGGACAACGCUCAUCGUCCAAUAGACAUCCUUGCUGGGGCAACAGUGGGAAUCAUUUUUGCUAUAAUAACGAUUUACUUAUCCUCUGUGUUCACAGAAAAAGGAACGAAAACUUACUGCACUGCAGUGAACAGCGAGGAGGAGAGGCAGUUCACUAUGGAGAAUGAGACAUAACCCUUACACUCUGACAUUGAACUACUUUGGAGAACGAUGCAUAACUCUUGCACUCUUAUACGUCGAGCAGGGCUAGCACAGUGAAAAAUAUCUCGCGAGCACUGAGGAGGCUUCGCUAUCUUUACAGAGAUUCCAGACCAUACGAUGUCUUCGAGUUCCUGAUGGUUUCAUAUUUUGGACGGUCAAAAUAGUAAUGACAGACGCCCUGAAAUUCAUUUAAAGAAGAUGGGCGAACAAGACGAGCUAAAUGCCUAUUGUGCGACUUAAGGGAAUACUGUAUUUUGGAGUAGCAUUUUGAGAGUAUUUAACAGAAACUUCUAUUUUUAGUAACCAAGGCAAUAAUGUUCAUCAAAGUCAAAAUGCUACUCCUCCUAUAGUUUUGGUCUGAUUUCAAUAUAACUUGGCAAACAAGAAGACUACAAUAAGGUACAUAAUUCUGUUUAUCAGUUUUGGAUUUCAAUGAACGGUGUUGCCGUGGUUACUAAAAAUAGAAAUUUCUGUGAAAUUCUUUCGAAAUGCUACUCCUCCUACAGUUUUGGUCUGAUUUCAAUAUAACUUGGCACACAAGUAGACUACACUAAGAUACACAAUUCUAUAUAUCGGUUUUUGACUUUGAUGAACAUUAUUGCCUUGGUUACUAAAAAUAGAAGUUUCUGUUAAAUACUCUCAAAAUGCUACUCCAAAAUACAGUUUUAGUCUUGAUUAUAAUAUAAUGUGGCAUACAAGCAGACUACACUAAGAACAUGAAGAGACUUAAUCAAGGAUCAUUAUUCUAUUCAUUGCUUUUGUUAAGUUUCAAUUCCCAACUGCUUAAGUGCUUUUCUUUUCCUUUGCUAUAAGUAC
Messenger RNA from Saccostrea cuccullata (small rock oyster), 1728 nucleotides. RefSeq names its product phospholipid phosphatase 3-like. The record is from RefSeq and is a predicted model, not a curated record. Gene Ontology annotation, molecular function: phosphatidate phosphatase activity. The coding region runs from base 10 to 885 and encodes 291 amino acids. Lineage: Eukaryota; Metazoa; Mollusca; Bivalvia; Ostreida; Ostreidae. Gene Ontology annotation, cellular component: plasma membrane. Gene Ontology annotation, biological process: phospholipid metabolic process; signal transduction; phospholipid dephosphorylation. The transcript is spliced from 6 exons.